AUGUCGCAACGACCUCAGGUUUCACCUGUCAUGGAAUCAGCCCAGCCCGCGCGCGCAGCGGAAGCUGGUCCAUCGACGACAGCACCAUCUCAUCCUGCCACCACUCACCAACAGACGACGACGACAUCAACAACCGAAACUGCACCAGCACACCCGAACAUUGUGCCAGCCUCGAUCUCGUCCACAUUUGCGCCCACCGGCACCACUGCCCAGGCCGAACCUCUGACCCUCAACGACCAGCUGAAUGCCGCCGACCGUAAGUGGAAAUGGAAAAUCGGCAUGCGCAUCAUCAUCGUUCUUGUUAGCAUUAUCGGUAUGGGAUGCGUUGCGUGGAUUGUUGCCAACUUCACAACAUCCGCCAAGUACAAGUACUUUGACUGGGAUACCGACGACCAGUUCCUGAUUCCGUGGUUACUCAUUACUUUCGUGUUGUCCAUCAUCUGGAGUUCUGCUUGUAUUGCCGUCUUCUUCAUGAGAAAGACCCAUGAACCCAUGGUUCCUGGUGCGCAAGUUGGAAUCGACCUCAUUCUCUGGCUCGCUUAUGUCGGAACCGCAUUGUGCGCAGUGGCGGCCACCAUGUCCGUAGCUUCUUGGGGCAACAGCGGUCAAAUUGGGGGCCGUUAUUCUUAUUCUUCUUACAACGAAGGUCCUUGGUCGUACUCGGCCGGAAACAAUUCUUGGACGUACUCGCCAGAGUCGUCUUCAUCGUCUUCCGACAGCUACUACGGUUCGUGGACCGACAGCAGCAGCAGCAGCAGCAGCAGCGAAAGAAGCUGCAAUGGAUCAUCGUCGAGCUCAUACUCGUACCGCAGCUAUGAAGUCUACCCGUUCUCCGGCUGCGAAGACAUAGACGCAUACGUCAACACCCUGUGGCAGACCAAAGGAGCUCGUUUCAACUCGGAGCUCACAGCGUGUGUAUGCCAAUUCAUCGCUCUAUUCCUGCAUCUCACCCUUUUCGUAUGGGCGUGCGUCGACACACAUCGUAGGAGAAAGGGAAAGACCGGAAAGGACGCAGAGAAGCUGGCCGCGGAAAUCAUUCAGAACAUGAUCAAGACUGGUGCCGUUGUUCCACCGCCAAACCAGGCGCACAUGAGGCCGAUGGGGCAGCCUAUGCCACACGGAUUCCAACAGAACCAGCAGUAUCCUCAGUAUCCUCAGUACCAGGUGCCCCACUCGCAUCCGGUUCAACAAGCGCCUCAGACCCAGGCUCCGCAACCCGCUAGCAGGAUCCCACCGCAUGAACAGUCGGCUUUGGUAUCGUAA
Molecule: messenger RNA, 1263 nt
Organism: Periconia digitata
Lineage: Eukaryota; Fungi; Ascomycota; Dothideomycetes; Pleosporales; Periconiaceae
Source: the annotation of a GenBank genome assembly